UUCUUUUUUGCUUUCUAUUUUAUUAGCAUUAUUUCUGUGGUUUACUGUUGUAGCUAAAAUCAGGACAAAGGAGAAGAUAAAGAAGUUAUUUUUUCGGGAUAGGAGUAAUAAUGAGGGAGGAAAAGAGCAGGGACAAUCAAUGCAGACAUGUUUGGAUUGACCACUCAAGUAAUGGGAAGUUGAUGGCAGAGAAGGGAAUGGUCUGCUUUAAUUUUGUUGCAGAGGUGGAGGAGAAAAACUCUAAAGAGAGGUUGGUGAAAGCAGAGGGGGUUGGUGUAGCUGUUGUCACUGUUGCUUUCAUUUCUCUGUUUCACUACCUGGGGAUUGUAGUUUAGGCUCUUCUUUUGUUUUUGCCAUUUUUACUAUUUUCUCUACCCCGUUGUUUUCACCUUCCAAGGUGAGAUUUUUCAGGUUUGGAAGUCAUUUUUUGGGUUUUUUUUCUUCAUCUAGCGAUUUCUUGCACGGGGGCUUUGGUGUUGAUACUUUCGGUCCUGUUUUGCUUCUGAUUCCGUCUAACUGGGAGGUCAAUUUUAAUUUUUUUUUUUUUUGGUUUUUUCUGGGUUGUGUCUUGGGAUCGUGUGAAUAAGUUUUGGGGAUUUGAGGUUGCUUUACGCUUAAGUUAAGCGUUGGAUUUGUUCCGGAGUCUCUGGUUUUCUGGGGGAGAUGUCUGAGAAUGUGGAGCUUCUUUCUUCUAUGGGACUGAAUCCUGGAGUUUGUUGUUUGAGAUCUUUUGCUUUCUCAUUUCUUGGGUUGUUUAUGUGGUGAGUUGUAUCUGAAUUGAAUCUUGCCUUAGGUUCAGUGGUGCAGACCCGGAUUAAAAUUAGGGUUUGUCUGAUCAGGUUGAAGGUCAGAGGGGAACUGGAGCUUUCUUUGUUUCUUUCCCCUUUUCCUUUCUUUUGGACUUGCCCUGGAGAUUUUGUUAAAGUUCUUGGCGUUUAUGGAAGAAUCUCUGAUUCGGAGUGUUUGAAUGUUUUCGAUAAAGUAAAGCAUCCGCGGUCCAGCCAAAGUUUGGAGAGUAGCUGAUUCCAUGCGGUUUCCCUCCUCAAAUUAGGGUUUUGAUUUUCGAAAGCAGAGAUGGGCUGACGCCUGCUUUCUGGGUGCGUUGUGGCUGUUUCUUCGUUUCUGGACUUCCUCCGUCGAAGACUGAUUUUGUGAGGAGAGCAUUUCAAUCAAUGCAUCUUUCACUAUGGAAGCCUAUAUCUCACUGUGCGUCCCUAAUCCUGGACAAGAAGAGUAGAAGGAGAGAUGGGUCUGAUUCGACAGAGGAAAGCAAUGGCAAUCCUUCGAACCUCCGGCAGUUACAGGAGAACAAGCUCAGAGAGGCUCUUGAAGAAGCAUCGGAAGAUGGGUCACUCGUCAAAUCGCAAGACAUGGACUCUCAGUCCUUCAACAAUCAAGAUGGGAACUUGGGCAGGUCGAGAUCCCUCGCUAGGCUCCACGCUCAACGAGAUUUUCUCCGUGCCACUGCACUCGCUGCUGAGCGUACCUUUGAGACCGAAGACACUAUUCCUGACCUCCACGAGGCCUUCUCCAAGUUCCUCACCAUGUACCCCAAGUAUGAAUGUUCCGAGAAGAUCGAUCAGCUGAGAUCGGAUGAGUAUGGCCACCUCUCUGACUUGGUUGCCAAGGUAUGUCUCGACUACUGUGGCUUUGGGCUCUUUUCUUAUCUUCAGAGUCUUCAAUAUUGGGAAUCUUGUGCCUUUAGCCUUUCGGAGAUUACUGCAAACUUGAGCAACCAUGCUCUCUACGGUGGUGCUGAGAAAGGCACUGUGGAACACGAUAUAAAGACUAGGAUUAUGGAUUACUUGAACAUUCCUGAGAGUGAGUAUAGCCUUGUAUUCACUGUCAGUAGAGGUUCUGCCUUUAAAUUGCUGGCAGAAUCAUACCCUUUCCAGACGAACAAGAAGUUAUUGACCAUGUUUGAUUACGAGAGUCAGUCUGUUAAUUGGAUGGCUCAGAGUGCAAAAGAGAAAGGUGCAAAGAUUUACAGUGCUUGGUUUAAGUGGCCAACCCUGAAACUCAGCUCCACGGAGCUGAGAAAGCAAAUCUCCAACAAAAAAAGGAGGAAGAAAGAUUCUGCAGUUGGGCUAUUUGUGUUCCCUGUUCAGUCAAGGGUCACCGGGGCCAAGUAUUCAUACCAGUGGAUGGCACUGGCACAGCAGAACAAUUGGCAUGUCUUGCUUGAUGCUGGGUCCUUGGGUCCCAAGGACAUGGAUUCACUCGGUUUGUCUCUCUUCCGACCAGAUUUUAUCAUAACAUCGUUUUACAGAGUAUUUGGGUCUGACCCUACUGGCUUUGGAUGUCUCCUCAUCAAGAAAUCUGUUAUGGGAAGCUUGCAAAGUCAGUGCGUGUACACCGGGUCUGGGAUGGUGAGGAUUGUGCCUGUUUUUCCCAUGUACCUGAGUGAUUCGGUGGAUGAUCUGGAUGGGUUGCCUGGAAUUAAAGAUGAGGAAAUAGAUGGGAAUGAGGAAUUGACACCUCAAACUCGCCGGGGCUCACAGUUACCUGCUUUUUCAGGAGCAUUCACUUCUGCACAGGUGAGGGAUGUGUUUGAGGCAGAGAUGGAACAUGAUAACAGUUCUGACAGGGAUGGUGCAAGCACAAUAUUUGAAGAAACUGAGAGCAUUUCAGCUGGGGAAGUUAUGAAGAGUCCUGUUUUCAGCGAAGAUGAAUCAUCAGACAACUUGUUUUGGAUUGAUUUGGGUCAGAGCCCAUUUGGAUCUGAUCAUUCUGGUCCAUUGAACAAACCAAAGCCUGGUUCUCCAUUGCCACCCUCAUGGUUUACUGGCACGAAAUACCAUACAAGGCUCUCUCCAAAACCAGCAUCAGUGACGUCUAGGAGUCCAAUCUAUGAUGACAGACGGGGAAACCUCAGACCUCGUGAGGAGCAUGUCAUAUCAUUUGAUGCGGCUCUAUUAUCAGUCUCACAGGAACUAGACCGUGUCAAGGAAGUCUCUGAAGAGGAAGAGUUUGCAGAAACAGAUCAUGGAAAGGAUGUGGAUUCUCAGCAUGUCGGUGAGAUUGAGGAAGAAAUCAGGGAAGAAGCAACACUUACUGGUUCUCAGUUUUAUUCUAAUGUAAAUGGAUCUGCACUCAAAGAUCCUUUCAAGAAUGGUAGCCAACAGAGUGGCUCAACCCCUGAAGUAUGCCGAGAGACAAAAGAAAGCGCAAUAAGGAGAGAAACAGAAGGUGAGUUUAGGUUGUUGGAAAGGAGGGAAGGUAACAGAUUUGCUGGAGGUAGAUUCUUUGGGGUGGAGGAGAAUGAAAGAGAUAUGAGCAUGGGUCGGAGGGUAUCCUUCAGCAUGGAGGACAACCGUAAGGAACAUCUAAGUCAUACCCUAGAGCCUGGAGAAGUUUCUGCAGCUACACUUGGUGACAAUGAAUCAUUUAGUGAUGGAGAAGAUGGGGAUGGACUAGAAUGGGAUAGGAGAGAACCUGAGAUAAUAUGCCGGCAUCUUGACCAUGCUAAUAUGUUGGGUCUCAACAAAACUACCCUCAGAUUACGGUACCUGAUCAAUUGGCUUGUGACCUCAUUGCUGCAACUUCGGUUACCUGGUUCAGAUGGUACCACAGGAAAGCAUCUUGUUCAAAUCUAUGGCCCGAAGAUCAAAUAUGAAAGGGGUGCAGCUGUUGCUUUCAAUGUGAGGCACAUUAGCGGGGGGCUAAUUAGCCCAGAAAUUGUUCAGAGGCUAGCUGAUAAACAUGGCAUAUCUCUGGGACUCGGUUUCCUUAGUCAUAUACGGGUUGUGAACAGCCCAAAACAGCACAGUGGGGCAUUAGAUCUAGAUGACACUGCCUUGUGCAAACCAAUGGUGAAUGGUCGCCAAGACAGUAAAAAUGCAAACCUUCGGGUUGAGGUUGUCACAGCAUCCCUUGGGUUGCUAACUAAUUUUGAAGAUGUGUAUAAAAUGUGGGCCUUUCUGGCCAAGUUUCUUAACCCUUCUUUUCUUGAAGGGGACAGACUACCCACUGUCCCCGAGGGUUCAGAAACGUAAUAUAUGCUGGUAUUAUGUAUGUUUUGUUUCAAGUCUAGUGAGAUGGAUGCCAUUGCUGCCAAACCCUCCCCCACCUUUUUCCAAGUACAUUGAAGUGAUAACCAUUCUUUGUGGUGCACUGUCUCUGAGCUUGAGGGGGUUGGAGAUCCAUAAGCAGUCUUUUGAUCUUCAUGGAGUGAUUGUCCAUGAGCGGGUGGAUUUAUUUAUUCUUGUUUCUGUUUUCCCUUGCUUUGUUGGUAUGUAUUUUUUCUUGAAUCCAUGUAGAGUUUGCUUUAGAAAUUUGUUUCAUCUGAAGGAGAGACAUUUGGAACUAGAAACGUAAAUGAAAUGGGCAGUACAGAGAGAAGUUCCACAA
Macadamia integrifolia is the source of this 4350-nucleotide messenger RNA. RefSeq lists its product as uncharacterized. The record is from RefSeq and is a predicted model, not a curated record. Lineage: Eukaryota; Viridiplantae; Streptophyta; Magnoliopsida; Proteales; Proteaceae. The transcript is spliced from 2 exons. The coding region runs from base 1173 to 3995 and encodes 940 amino acids.